This is a messenger RNA of Nymphaea colorata (pocket water lily), 1882 nucleotides long. RefSeq lists its product as uncharacterized. NCBI's taxonomy places the organism in Eukaryota, Viridiplantae, Streptophyta, Magnoliopsida, Nymphaeales, Nymphaeaceae. The transcript is spliced from 5 exons. Bases 244 to 1821 code for a protein of 525 amino acids. The record is from RefSeq and is a predicted model, not a curated record.
UAUUCGGCUUCAUAUGGGCCGAUACAGCCGAGCGAUUACGAUCAGGGGACUCAGCGACAGGUGGAAACCUGAAGUUCUGUCUUUUUGCGUUUAUGAAAUCCCAAUCGUUGGAUCAGUCCUUGUUCCUACCGAAGUCGGGCCCCACAUUAUUAACGGCCGUCACUGUUAGUUCCGCCCGACGCUCCUUACAGUGGACGCCAAGAUUUGUUCCAAACGCAAAGUUUAUGGCUUUUGAAAUCCGGAAUGGGAGCGCGAGAUUUUGUCCCUCCUACUGCUCCUCCUCGCACGCCUUCCUCCCGCUGCUGCUCUUCCUCCUUCGCUUCCUCUCGGCCUUCCCUUCUGCAAGUCGGCCGGCUUUCCCUCCGCCGUCUACUCGCAAUAUCCCGAACGGCGGCCGCUUGUCCGGCCUCUUCUGCUCCCAGUCCUCUGUGUAGCCCUAGUUCGGCUUCCCCUCCGCUUCCUUCACCUCCUCCGUUUGGUAAUCCCUCCUUCCGUUUGCUCAUUCUGCGCGGCAAAAUGCCGGAGGCCGACGGAGAUGAGUUGUCCAAAGGCACUGAUGGGGUGGGCGAAGUGGAAACUCAGCCGGAGGACGAGACUCAGCAGACACGCACCACUUCUCCUGAUCCUGCUUCUGAUGUGGAUGAAAGCAUGAAUUCAGAUCCACCACAAGGCGAAGCUAACUCCAAAGAAAGUUGUGAUGGAGCUCCGGUGCAAGUAUCCACCUCUAAAUUUGAAGAUAGCGAUUUUGUGCCCAAGAUCGGCUUGGAGUUUGAUGAUAUGGAUGCUGCAGAAAGCUUUUACAAUGCAUAUGCAGGGAGGCAAGGGUUUAAGGUCCGAGUUAGUGGUUGGUAUAGGAAUGUUAAAGGUGUGGUGACACGCAAGGAAUUCAAGUGCUCCAAAGCAGGCUUUCCCAAAGAAAAUACAAAUGCUGUGGUUCGAGUAAGGGGGAGUAGCAGGUGUGGUUGUCCUGCACGCAUGGUUGUGAGGAUGGGGAUGAAUGGGAGACUGCAUAUAUCUGAUUUUGAAGAAAGACACAAUCAUAAGCUUGCAACUCCUACCUAUGGUGAUAAAGAGUCAGCUAUAGCAUCACGAUAUAGCUCUCUAAGUCGUACCUUUUGGAAAAUUGUUUCUAGAGCAGCAGAAACUGAGGAGACAUCCAAGUACCUUGAGAAUCAAGCUAAAUUGAUCGCAGAAACAGUGGAGGGCAUGUUAAUUAAGAGCUGUAGUUUUCCUCAGAUUAGUCCCAGAAAGUCUCUCGUCACUGGAGGAGGUGCUCAACAACAAACUCACGGCUUAUCUGACAUGCAAGAUGCUGUGCUCGAUAACUGUCAAGUGCAAGUAGUAAAUGAAUAUGAGACAUCAACUAUAAGAAAAGGAAGUGGUAUGAAAGUGAAGGAGGCCUCUCGUCAAAGUCGACCAAGGUUUAAAGGUUCGCUUGUGAAAAACCGGAAAAAGAAAAAAGUGGACGGAGCAUCAGUUAGUCCACGUGAGGCCAACUCAAGCGCUUCUCAGAAAGAGAUGAUGGCUUCACCACUGGAGGCAUGUGGGCAGCUAAUUCAACAAGCAGAUAUUGCUUCCUCAAGUUCCAUAGGUGUUCGUGUUCUUCAUCAAAUGGCAUACAGGUCUCCGCUUUCCACAAAAACAGUGUUCGCGUAUGGCCAAGUGAAGCUUAAUGAAUUUGUGAUGGAGGUAGUUAAAAUCAAAUGGUGGUGCUAUACUGUUAUUCAUUGUCCGUGGGAUGGUGUUUACGUCAUUGGAACAGAUAAGAAGAUCCUAAGACGGCCUUCUUUUCCUCUUUUCCCUGUAAAUGAUGUAAGCUAGUCCCGCUGUCCUUUGAGGGCUUAAAUUUGCCGGAUGAAAAUGGGCAUCUUGGCUUUCUUUA